Messenger RNA from Saccharomyces paradoxus, 2559 nucleotides. RefSeq names its product anaphase promoting complex subunit 2 (gene APC2). Bases 1 to 2559 code for a protein of 852 amino acids. Lineage: Eukaryota; Fungi; Ascomycota; Saccharomycetes; Saccharomycetales; Saccharomycetaceae. Gene Ontology annotation, cellular component: anaphase-promoting complex. The transcript has a single exon. Gene Ontology annotation, molecular function: ubiquitin protein ligase binding. Gene Ontology annotation, biological process: ubiquitin-dependent protein catabolic process. The record is from RefSeq and is a predicted model, not a curated record.
AUGUCAAUUCAAAUUACCCCAACUCGAGAUUUAAAAACUAUUACAGAUGAGUUACAAACACUUUCUUCAUACAUCUUUCACACAAACAUCGCUGAUGAUUUGAACUCUUUACUUACAUGGAUGAGCCCUAACGAUCCUAAGAGUAACCAUCAACUACGCCCCCCUAGUCUUCGUAUUAAAAAUAUCAUCAAGGUUCUCUUUCCUAAUAACGCAUCCACCUCCCCAUAUAGUGUGAUAAACACUAGCCAAACAAACAAUUCAAUAGUUAAUGAGGGAAAUACAAACAAAGAGUUACAACUACAGCUUUUAUCCACGCUUAAAGAGUAUUAUAUUUUCCAAGUUCGUUAUCAUUUUUUCUUACAUUUUGAUAACAUCAAUUAUUUAAAAGAUAUUCAACGAUGGGAAAAUUAUUAUGAGUUUCCCUUACGUUACGUUCCUAUCUUUGAGGUACAUGUGAACGGUUGGGCACUUGAACUUAAUUCUUUAAGACAUUAUUUGUUGAAUAGAAAUAUAAGGUUCAAGAGUAAUUUAAGAACAAGAUUGGAUAAAUUAAUAAUGGAUGAUGAUUUUGACCUAGCAAGCAAUUUAAUCCAGUGGCUCAACUCUGCUGACGGUUCGUUAUCCUCUAUGGAAUUGAUAGUUAAUGCUCUUUACAACAAAAUCAAUAAAUUCUGUGAAGAUAACAUGAGUGGAGUAUGGAAUAAAAGGUUUAUGAUUAUGGAAACAUUCAAUAAAUUUAUCAAUCAGUACUGGUCCCAAUUCUCUAAAUUAGUCGGCUGUCCAGAGGAUGAUCACGAACUAACCACUACAGUUUUCAACUGUUUUGAAUCGAACUUCCUUAGGAUAAGAACGAAGGAAAUCUUUGAUAUAUGCGUUUUGGCUUAUCCUGAUUCAAAGGUUACUUUAUUGGAGUUGAAGAAAAUUAUGAAAGACUUCAAGGAUUAUACAAAUAUCGUGACAACAUUUUUGUCCGAUUUCAAGAAAUACAUUCUAAACCCCAGCAUAACUACGGUGGAUGCUUUGUUGAGAUAUGUUAAAACUAUUAAAGCAUUUUUGGUCUUGAAUCCAACAGGAAGAUGCCUGCACUCAAUAACAACGUUUGUCAAACCUUAUUUUCAAGAGCGGAAGCACUUAGUAAACGUAUUGUUAUAUGCAAUGUUGGACUUACCUGAAGAAGAACUAAAGGAGAAAAUUAAUUUCAAAGUAGAUAUGAAGGCAUUGCUCUCACUUGUAGACACCUUACACGAUUCUGAUAUCAACCAAGAUACGAACAUCAUGAAAAGGGAUAUGAAUAAAAAAAGCCCCUUUCUAUGGAAUCUCAAGAUGAAAGGAAAGAGGGAACCGAAUGGGGUUUCUACGACAAGACACACCAUGAUAUACGAACAUAUACUCAAUUAUUAUUUGACUUGGGUACCGGAGCCUAAUGAUAUGAUUCCUGGUAGCGCUAAAUCAAGUUAUAUUAAGACAAAUUUGUUUGAAAUACUUUUAGACCUUUUUGAAUCCAGAGAAUUUUUUAUAUCUGAAUUUCGAAAUCUCUUGACCGAUAGAUUAUUCACUUUGAAGUUUUACAGAUUGGAUGACAAAUGGACCCAAUGUUUGAAGCUAAUAAGGGAAAAAAUAGUUAAAUUCACAGAGAGAAGUCAUGCCAAUUACAUAACAAACGGUAUAUUAGGACUACCGGAAACAACAGCCCCUGUAGCGGAUGCAGAUCAAUCGAAUCUAAAUAGCAUUGAUGUCAUGCUCUGGGAUAUUAAGUGUAGCGAGGAGCUGUGCCGUAAAAUGCAUGAAGUGGCCGGAUUAGACCCACUAAUAUUCCCAAAAUUUAUUUCACUGUUAUACUGGAAAUACAAUUGUGAUACGCAAAGUUCUAGUGACCUAGCAUUCCAUCUACCAAUAGAUUUAGAAAAGGAACUACAAAAAUAUUCUGAUAUAUACUCACAGUUGAAACCUGGACGCAAGUUACAACUAUGCAAAGAUCAAGGAAAAGUAGAAAUAGAGUUAGCCUUCAAAGAUGGCAGGAGAUUAGUUUUGGACGUUUCUUUAGAACAAUGCAGCGUAAUAAAUCAGUUUCAUUCCACAAAUGAUGAACCACUUUGUCUAUCAUUGGAGCAGCUCUCUGAGUCGCUAAAUAUCUCUUCUCCAAGGCUUAUUCAUCUGUUAAAUUUCUGGAUUCAAAAAGGUGUGCUUUCGAAUGAGAAAGAAAUUUAUUCCGUUAUUGAAUAUUGCGACACAGAUUUUGACCAAGCACAAAAGAUCAUCCCAAUGGAGAUUGAGAACAAUAAUCAGGAAUCACAUGACGAUUCUGAGGUAGAUAGGAAAUAUGAAUUAACACUGCAAAGAAGUUUACCAUUCAUCGAAGGAAUGCUGGCUAAUUUAGGUGCCAUGAAACUUCAUAAGAUCCAUUCUUUUUUGAAAACUACGGUACCAAAAGAUUGGGGAUAUAACCGAAUCACCCUUCAAGAAUUAGAAAAAUAUUUAAGUACUCUAGCAGAUGAAGGUAGGCUGAAAUACAUCGCCAAUGGAUCAUACGAAGUAGUGAAAAAUGAGCAUAAAAACUGA